Dama dama (fallow deer) is the source of this 7790-nucleotide messenger RNA. It is a transcript of the gene SRFBP1, whose product is annotated as serum response factor binding protein 1. Gene Ontology annotation, biological process: maturation of SSU-rRNA. The record is from RefSeq and is a predicted model, not a curated record. Gene Ontology annotation, cellular component: 90S preribosome; nucleus. Bases 149 to 1435 code for a protein of 428 amino acids. NCBI's taxonomy places the organism in Eukaryota, Metazoa, Chordata, Mammalia, Artiodactyla, Cervidae. The transcript is spliced from 8 exons.
GGUAUACCUUUUACUUACGAGUCGGUUUGAGCAGACGGCGGAUGCCUUUUGGGCCGCUGAGGCCGCCGUUAGGGGCGUGACGACGCAUCCGCGUUCCGGCAGUUACAGUUCACGUGCGGCAGCGGCGGAUCUUCUGCUAAGAGCUACCAUGACCGAGCCGGGGACUUUGAACCUCAAUAAUGAGGUUGUGAAGAUGAGAAAAGAAGUGAAGAGAAUCCGAGUUUUGGUUAUCCGAAAACUUGUGAGGAGUGUUGGCAGACUGAAGUCAAAAAAAGGUACCGAAGAUGCACUGUUAAAAAACCAAAGACGAGCACAACGACUGCUCGAAGAAAUUCAUGCCAUGAAGGAGUUGAAACCUGAUGUAGUAACUAAAUCUGCUCUUGGUGAAGAUAUCAACUUUGAAAAAAUCUGCAAAAAGCCUGAUUCGACUGCGGCUGAAAGAGCAGUUGCUAGACUAGCAGUGCACCCUCUUCUGAAGAAAAAAAUAGAUGUGCUGAAAGCUGCUGUCAAAUCCUUUAAAGAUGCAAGACAAAAUGUUGUUGAAGAUAAGUCAUCAAACAGUGCUUCAAAAGAAAAUCAUUCCAAGGACACUUUGUGUUCAAAUGAUGAUGCCAAUAAGUUACAGCAUGAAGGAACUAUUAUCUGUGAACAAGAAGAGAAGGAAGCCAAAAUAUUGGCAAAGAAACCGAUAAAUAAUUCAAAAGAAAAAAUAGCCAAGAUGGAUCAUGGACCCAAAGCAAUGGACAUCCCAAAUUCUCUGUCAAAGCCUUCUGAAAAAGAUUCUGCAACUCUUUCAACAUUGCAGAAGAUACCUGCUGACCCCAAAAUGAAAGCAUUAAGUGAAACCAAAAAAGUGAAAGAGUCCAGUAGCUCACUUGAUGUUGACAGUGAUGGAGAAAAAUUACACGAAGAAGAGAAGGAAUAUUUUGAUGAUAGCACAGAAGAAAGGUUUUACAAACAAUCUUCCAUGUCUGAGGAUAGUGAUAGUGGUGAUGACUUCUUCAUUGGGAAAGUCAAACGGGCACGGAAGAAGGAAAGUAGUUGUCGUUUUUCAGAUAAGGAACAAAACCCCCCCAAAAAAUUGUUGCUUGAAGAAGAUAUACCUAAAACCCAUCAAAAUUUACAAAAUGAUAAAAACAAGCCACGUACAGAGGCAAGGAGGUUUGAAUCAGUGUUUUUCCAUUCUUUAUCUGGAUCUAAGAGCCUUGAAAGGAAUCACAGAGAACAGGUUCCAAGAAGCAAAACCCUGGAUUUUCAGCACAUUGAACCUCAGAUCAAGAAUCAGUUUAAUAAGAAAGCACAAAGAGGAUUUGAAAAUACAAAACAGAAAUCACAGCUGCCUCUUCAUCCUUCAUGGGAAGCAAGCCGGCGGCGAAAAGAACAGCAAUCCAAAAUUGCUGUGUUUCAGGGGAAAAAAAUUACCUUUGAUGAUUGAUCAGUACUAUAUUUUUGUUAAUUUCUCUGUCUAAAUUUGAUUUUCUUCUUAUUUUUUAAACUAGCUCAUUAUUUAAAUAUAUAUUUAAGUAAGUCUCUGAAUGGGUUAUAGAAAUGAGUUGGUUUUGUCUUUUUUUAAGUGUGUUCGUGUUAUGUUUAAGCUUCUGUAGAUCAAGUACAUACUUAAUUUUAAAUAUGUCUAGAAGACUGCUCUCCCUCUAUAAAAGAAUUUUGAGAUGAUAGCUAUCUCAGAUUUUCUCAUUUGGUUUUAUCAUGAAGUGUAUAUCACUAGGUUAGCUCUGUGUUUCUUUACUUUGAAAAUAAAUGUUGAGUGAUAUUUGAAAUAAUAAUGGAAAAAUAUGAGGAAAGUGUAGCUAUUUAAAACAGACUCUUUUUACUGAGUUACUCUUGUUAGCAAAACUAAGAUGAUAACUUUUAUUGUGGGUAUACAAAUAACAAGUUAUAUAAGUAAAUAUUAGUUUUUAUUAUAGCUUUAAUUAUUUGUAAUUUUUUAGUUUUUGACUGUUUAAAAUAGUUUCCCAGGAAAAUUUUGGAUUUCUGAAUUAUGUUUCAGUUAUUUGGGCAGCAUUCAUGUUCAAAUGUUGCAACCAACCAAAAAUUGGUUUUACUGAAUAUAAAAUUUCUGUCAAAUCACAAAUGUAUAACAUAACAUUAGACAUGUGUUUUUAUAGAAACAAGUUUUUGAGGAAUCAUAGGUUUGGAAUUUACAAGAGCAAAUUCUGAAGGAGAUAUGAUUACAGAAGCAUUUUCACUAUAGCUAAGCAGAGGUUAUAAUUCACUGAAGAAGGGACUGCUUUAUAUUUCAUAGUACUGUUAUUUAAAAGGAAAACAGAAUUUUAAAAAUCUCUUCAAAUGUUUGACUUCUUGCUACUGGGAGAAAUUAAAGUUCUUGGUUAACUAAGUAACCAAAAAAGUUAAAAAAUAAUGUUUCUAUCCCUACCCAGAUUUAGCCAAACCAUGAGGUUGAGAGCACUAUUCAUUGACCCAACACUUCUAACCCCAACUUCAAGGAGUUAGGGUUUGACUACAAAGUUAGAGGAAAGAGGCCACACAAGACUACUCACUUCUGACACGAACUGCAGGUUUGGAGAUUGCAGGGGAGGGCUCCCCAAAUAAUGUCAGAUUCAAAAAUUUGCUUGCAGAAUUCACUAAAACCUAUUAUAUUCCUAGUUACAGUUCAUUAUACAGUUUAGCAACUGAACAACAACAGAUAGUUCAUUACAAGGAAAGAGUACAGAUUAUAACCAGCCAAAGGAAGAAAUGCAUAGGGCAAAGUCUGUGAGGGUUCUAAAAGCAAAGUUUCUGUUGUCCUCAAGUUGCAUUGCCAUCCUUGCAUCAAUGUGUACAGUGUUGCCAAUCUGAAAAGCUCACUCCAGUUUUAAUGUCCAAAAUUUUUAUUGUAUCUUUCAUAGAUAGACAUGCUCAGUUGAUUGCCCAUGUGAUUGUUUCAGAUGGAUUGAUAAUAUCAUAUGACCCCGAAGACUCAUCCUAAAUGACAUGGUAGGUCUUUUUUAGUGCAGCCAACCCCUGCUCUAAACAAGGACACUCCUAUCAGGUAUGACAUCGAGUGCCUCCGUGAGGCUGAAGGCAAAGGCAGUUUCUCUCUUUGGGCAAGACCAGGUUCUUUACUACACAACAUCUGUCACCCGAAUUCCCCCAGUAUUAACAAUUUUUCUGUAUCUACGUUAUCUUUGGCUCUCACACUCCCCUCUCUCCUCCUUUUUUCCUUCCUUUUCCCCUCCCUCCUUCCUUUUUUGUACUCUUUAUCCCUUCAUCUCUCUUUUCCUCAUUUUACCCCUGUCUCCCUCUCCAUCUACUCUCUUCCUCUCAUCCUUUUAUCAUUUCUAUUUCUCUACCCUGUUUGUAGCCUCUCUCUAAAAACAAGUCAUUCUCUGUUCUUUUGUAUUACCACAGUUCAGUUAUCAAAUAUUAAGAUUUUGCCAAUUGUCCCAGUGUCUUUUUACGGCAACAGAAAAAUCAGCAUCAAGCCUUACAUCCAGUGGUCACCUUACAUUCAGUUAAUCUCUCUUUGGUUGAAAACAGUACAUCAGUCUCUUAGGAUUUCAUGACAUCGACCUUUUUCAAAAGUGAAGAUCAGAUAUUUUGCAGUGUCCUUUUAUUUGGACUUGUCUAAUACUCACAUUUUCAUAUUCAAGUUAUGCACUUCUGGCAGGAAUGUUGCAUUUGUCCUGUUGCAUCAUAUCUGAGGUUAGGUGAUGAUGUUGAUAUGGCUGGGCCUUUACUGGUGGUGGUAACUUUGCUUACUUGUUUUAAGUGGUAUUUAUAUGGUUUUUCCACUGCAGGAUUACUAUUUUCUCUUUGUAAUGAAUAAUUAUCUUGUGGGGAGAUACUUUGAGACUGUGUGAAACUGUCUUGAAACUUUCAUGCACUAGUUUUAACAUUCAUUCAUAAUUCUUACCUGAAAUAAUUAUUGCUAUAGUAGUUUAAAUUAUGAUUUUUUUUUUUAAUUUCAGUUUUUCUACACUUAUUAGAUGGCCUUUUAGAAUAAGGGAAAAUCUUACAUUUUCUCCUAUUAAUUGAGCUUUUAAAUGUAUGUCAGUAUUAUCUCAUGGAUACUUCUCUUUUCUCCUUUUCUAUUACUUUUUAUUAAUUGGCUAUUUUUUAUUCAUUUUAUCGAUUAUUGGAUUAUAAGAUUUAUUACAGUAUACAUCUCAAGUAGUAUUUAUACCACUUUACAUAUGGUCCAAACACCUUACUGUAGUAAAUGUUAACGUUUCUCCCCAUGCUUUUGUACUAUUGUUUAUAUACAUUUUGCUUCUACAUUUAACCCUGUAGUGUAUUGUUAUUGAUUUUACUAUAAUUUCUGUUUGUCUCUGUAUCAUGUUUAUGUUUUUCUCUAUUUCCUAGAACAUUAGUAGCUGUUUUAAUGAUCUUGUCUGCAGUGAUUCUCUUGGGGCAGUUUGUACCAACAAGGUAUAUUUGGCAGUGUCUAGAGAUAUUUUGAAUGUCACAUCUGGGGAAGAUGUUGCAUCUAGUGGAUAUAGGCCAGGGAUGCUGCUUACUUUGGUUAAUGGAAGCCCCUUCAAGUUGUUUCCUGUGUUUUUUUGGCAUGUAAGUCCUUUCUGUAGUAGUGAGGAAGGUGGUUUCUUAGUUUCCACAAUAUAUUUAUUUUCUCAGCCCCAGAGUACACAGUUCAGUUCAAAAUUGCUGGUUGAUACCUCUGCAAAACACAAGUUUAUUAGUCAAACUAAUUUAUGUUUGAAGUUCUUUUUUCUUUAGCCUGAGGGCAUAUGGUUUCAAAACUAAGUCUGCAAGUUAUCUGGGAUAUUGUUAGCAAAAAUGGCUGACUAAGGACAUCCAAAAAUUACCUUUCUUCUUUAAAAGCAGUGGAGAAAGCUGUCCAUAGUGUCAGAAUUGAUGUUUUCAGAACUGCAGAAUUAACCAAAAGCUUACUAAGGGUUGUUAUUUAUUAAAAAUGGCUGAAACUUGAUACAGAGAGUAUCUUUGUGACAUUUUAACUUGCUCUAUUCUCAUCCCCCACUCCCCAAGUCCAUGGUGUCUUGAAAAUCAGCAGCCCACAAUCAUGAUGAAAACCUGCAGCCUGACAGAUACUAGAGGCGCCAGAAAAAGGUUGGAACUUUUUCAAAAACACAUUCCCUGAGAAUUAUCUUUAUUUGACCAGUAAGGUAGUUCACUGGAAGACCCGAUGGCAAUUCUUUCUUUAUCUAACUUGGCUAAGAGCUUACCCAGUGUGAAAAGCCUUUUUCCUGAGAUCAUUUUUUGAAAUCAGUUAGAGGCAAUUGUUUAACAUCACAACUUCCAAAGGCAGUGAAUAACAGUUGGGGAAGACAAGAAGUUAAUCAAACAGCUUAAAAGGAAAUCUGGAAAAUUCACUAUCCUUAGGAACUUUGAUAAGUUUUGACAUAUUUCCUGGAAUUAAGAAAGUCAUAUGAAUGACAGAAUUAUGUGCACGUUCAGGAAAGUGCUGAGAAGGCCCUAAACCCUCACUUCUGGUUGACUUUGGGAGCUCUACAUAAGCGGGAAGUGAUGGCUAGUGUGGAAAUGUCAACUUCCUGGCCAAGUGUUGAAGGUGUAUCCCAACAAAAGGCUCUCAACAAAGUUAGUGAAGUAUUAGUUCCAGGCAUUAAGGGAAUCUGUCCAGUUAUUAGCAUACCACUAAGCAAAUGAUUUUUGGGGCUCCAAAAUCACUGCAGAUGGUGAUUGCAGCCAUGAAAUUAAAAGACGCUUACUCCUUGGAAGGAAAGUUAUAACCAACCUAGAUAGCAUAUUAAAAAGCAGAGACAUUACUUUGCCAACAAAUGUUUGUCUAGUCAAGGCUAUGGUUUUUCCAGUGGUCAUGUAUGGAUGUGAGAGUUGGAAUGUGAAGAAAGCUGAGCACCAAAAAAUUGAUGCUUUUGAACUGUGGUGUUGGAGAAGACUCUUGAGAGUCCCUUGGACUGCAAGGAGAUCCAACCAGUCCAUCCUAAAGAUCAGUCCUGGGUGUUCAUUGGAGGGGCUGAUGCUGAAGCUGAAACUCCAAUACUUAGGCCACCUCAUGUGAAGAGUUGACUCAUUGGAAAAGACCCUGAUGCUGGGAGGGAUUGGGGGCAGGAAGAGAAGGGGACAACAGACGAUGAGAUGGCUAGAUGGCAUCACCAACUCGAUGGACACGAGUCUGAGUAAACUCCAGCAGUUGGUAAUGGACAGGGAGGCCUGGCAUGCUACGAUUCAUGGGGUCGCAGAGUCGGACAUGACUGAGCGACUGAACUGAACUGAACUGAAGCCAAUGAAGCAGAGACUUUAGUGACCAUAUACAACAAAGAAUACAGAUUUCACAAAAAUAGUUAAGAAAAGUCACUAGACAAACAGCAACAAAAAAUAGCAACAACAAACCCUAAGGAGAAGAGAAUACCUGAUUUCUAGAGUUGGAACAUAUAUUAUUAUUUAAAGUGUCUAGUUUUCAACAGAAUGUUGUCACACAUUCACAGCGUAUGGCUCAUGUACAAGGAGAAAAAGCAGUUUCUAUAGAAACUGUCCCAAAUAGGCCCAAACUUUGAAUUUAUUUGACAAAAACUUUAAAUAGGCUAUUUUAAAUGUGUUCAAAGAACAAAAGGAAACAAUAUCUAAAGGUCUAAGAGAAAGUUUGAGAACUAUUCUUACCAAAUAGAGAAUAUCAGUAAUGAGAUAGAAAUUAUAAAGAAGAAAGAAAAAAGUUUAGGAAUUGAAAAAUACAUUACUGAAACAAAAAUUUCAGCAGAAGCGUUCGACAGUACAUUUGAGCAGUUAGGAAGGAUUGAGUGAAGCUGACAAUUGAUCAAUUGAGAUUAUCCAGUUACAGGAACAGAGGGAAAAUAAAUAAUGAACAUAAAUAGACUCUUGAAGACCCAUGGGGAUACCAUCAAGCAUGUUAAUAUAGGCAUAGUGGGAGUCUAAUAUGACCCCACAUUUCCAAUCAUAGUUAUGUACCCUCAAGAGAAUUGAAAACAUAUUUAAAGGGAAAAAAAACGAAUGCACAUGUUCAUGGGAGCAUUAUUCAUAAUAGAGAAAAAGAGGAAAGAACCCAAAUAUCCCAUCAGCUGAUGACUGGAUAAAUGAUAUAUACAUGCAGUGGCAUAUUAUUGAGCCAUUAAAAAAGAAGGAAGUAUUGAUACAUAUUGUGACAUGGAUGAAUUUUGAAAACAUCAUGAUAGAAAACAUACACAAAAUAGAGUUCUGUUUAUGUGAAAUGUCUAGAAUAGGUAAAUGCAUUGAGAUCAAAAGUAGAUUAGUGGCUGCGAAGGGCUGAGGGGGAGAGGAAUAGGGAGUGCCUGUUAAUGGAUGUGACAUUUCUUCAAGGACUGGAUGUGUUCUGGAAUUGGAUAUUGUAGUGUUGGUUGCACAACUUUGUGAAUAUACAAAAAUCCACUGAAUUGUGUGCUUUAUAAGGAUGCAUAUUACUGUAUGUGAAUUGUAUCUCAUUUUUUUUAAAUAAUAAUAAAACUUUACCUGGGUUAGUGUUUUUUUUUUUUCCCCACUCUUCUUCCUUCCAUAUAGUACUUCAUUUGAAUUGCAUUUUAGUUCAAAUAUUUCUGACUGUAUUUUAUUUUAAGGAUUAUUUUCUCUAUCCCUGAUAAUUAUAUUUAUUUUUUUCUUUAUGUAUGUGAAACCUUAAUAUUGUUCUGUGUGUUAGAGCUGCAUAAAACAGUAUACUCAGAGAAGUGGCAUCUCUGCUGUUCGAAUUGUUUAUUUCCUUUUCAUCCCAACCCCUCCCUCCCCGUGUAGAUUAAUCAGUCUCAUUUGUCCUUAGUGUAUUCUUCCUGUGUUUUUAUUUGCAGAUUAACAAAUAUGUAUGUUAUUUUAUUUCCCCUUUCUUACAUAAAAGUUGACAUUUUCUA